Molecule: messenger RNA, 1951 nt
Organism: Brassica napus (rape)
Lineage: Eukaryota; Viridiplantae; Streptophyta; Magnoliopsida; Brassicales; Brassicaceae
Product: LOB domain-containing protein 13-like
Exons: 3
Coding region: 667-1467 (266 amino acids)
Source: RefSeq, a predicted model, not a curated record
GGUGAAAAUAGAGUGUGGGUGGAAAUGCUUUUAAACGGGUUAAAGAGUUGCUUGAUACCCCUUAUGUUCGGUUGGUUUGAAUCUAAUCGAAUCAGUACGGCUCAAUAUUGAGUUGCACCCCGUGUACAACGAUCGAUGCAAACCAACUUUCUUUUCAAGUUAUUAUUAACAAACCACAAACUUUAAUAUCUAUGAAUUGUAUUGAUCGUUGGGUCGAUCUUAUUGGAAUUGAAAUGUGGUUAAUAUCUUAUGGUCAGAUUUGAAAAAAACUUAGUGAACAUAUUUAGUAAAUUUUAAACCCAAAAAUUAAUUUACUGUAAUGAUUAUGGUCUUCGGAAAUAUGUGUUCAUUCCUUAUACAUAUGUUAGGUAAAUAAUAAUAGCCUCUUGCAAAUCUCGAGCAUACUCAGAAUUUGAUAAUCAAUAUCUUAUCGUACAAGAGUAAGACACUAAUAAGAGUUUUUUAAUCACCGAGAUGAUAUAAGUCUAUAAUUCUAUAGUGUUUUUAUUAUAAUAAAUUUGAAUUAGUUAAAGAAUGACCAUUAAAUUCACCCUAAUGACUUCUUUUAUUAAGAAGGUCUAUUUCCUCCAUUUCUCCUCUUCUUCUUCGUUUCUCCUCCUCCUCCAUUGACGCUCUCAAGAACACACUCAUAAUUAGCAUGCUUGCAUGUCCAGAGACAGCAGGGAAGGAUUUGGAGAUUACUACAAGAUCGUGAAGAAGGUAAAGAAAGAUCCAACCUUCGAAAAGACUAUGGAUCAUGCCGUGAUGGGAAUCAGGAGACACGUGGCGGUGCCUCCGGGGACAACGUUGAACACCGUGACUCCGUGCGCCGCUUGUAAGCUACUCCGUCGUCGUUGCGCGGAGGAGUGCCCUUUCUCGCCCUACUUCUCGCCUCACGAACCCCACAAGUUCGCCGCCGUUCAUAAAGUCUUCGGUGCCAGUAACGUCUCCAAGAUGCUUCUGGAAGUGGGUGAAAGUCAGAGAGGGGACGCCGCAAACAGUUUAGUCUACGAAGCAAACUUGAGACUGAGAGAUCCUAUCUACGGUUGCAUGGGAGCAAUCUCCGCUCUUCAACACCACAUCCAAUCUCUCCAGUCCGAACUCACGGCUGUCCGCACAGACAUCCUUCGCCACAAAUACCGAGAGGCCGCCACAAUCACUUCCCUUCAAAACAACAACAACAACUUCAACAAUACUACAACCACAUCAGUGUCCGAUCAUGCUGCUCUAGCUGCGACCAUUUUGCUCCCACCACCACUGCCACCGCCUCAUCCGCCACGACCACCAAGGUUGUUGUCGUCUCAGCCUGCUCCACCUGUUUCCUUGCCCUCUCCUUCGAUGGUGGUACCGUCUUCUUCGUCUUCUAAUUCAUCUGCUGGCAAUUCUAUGUAUAAUCCUCCUCCGUCUUCGGCCGCUGGAUGCAGUAAUUCUCUGUCCAGUGACAACAAUGUUCAUUACUUCGAUUAAUCAGAAUUAUGUUCUUACUUACCCCGGUCCUUUUAAAGUAAAAGUUUGAAUGUUGUUCCAUAUUGAGAAUACGGCUUGAGUGUUUUGUUUUUAUUUCAUGUAGAUUAAAAGUUGCAUUACUCGUACAUUCACAUUUGCUUUGACGGCCCGUAAUUUAUUAACUUAUCAGACGAUUAAAUAAUAUCUUUAUUUAUUUCGUGCUCAGUCAUUUUGUUUCUGUCAAUAUCUCACGGUUUUAUUUUCUACAAAUUACUCAUAGCCCGAUUUUGCACCGUUAGAUAUACAAUCGAUACAUCAAUUUGCAAAUUCUUUGAAACGUUACCAUAAAUGAGUGUGAUGCAAGCAAGACACGUACGUACAAGACUUUGUACUCUAAGUUCAUCUGUAAAAACUUACAAUGAAAUAUAUAUGCAUUUUGAAGCAUAACUUCACAUUUCUUACUGUCAUAGGUUGUAUGGAAUCCAAGGGUGGCAUAUGGAGCUCA